AUGACCGUGUUCAGGCAGGAAAACGUGGAUGAUUACUACGACACCGGCGAGGAACUUGGCAGUGGGCAGUUUGCAGUCGUGAAGAAAUGCCGUGAGAAAAGCACCGGUCUACAGUAUGCCGCCAAAUUCAUCAAGAAAAGGAGGACCAAAUCCAGCCGGCGGGGCGUGAGCCGCGAGGACAUCGAGCGGGAGGUCAGCAUCCUGAAGGAGAUCCAGCACCCCAACGUCAUCACCCUGCACGAGGUUUACGAGAACAAGACGGACGUCAUCCUGAUCCUGGAACUCGUUGCAGGUGGUGAGCUGUUUGACUUCUUAGCUGAAAAGGAAUCUCUGACUGAAGAGGAAGCAACUGAAUUUCUCAAACAAAUUCUUAAUGGUGUUUACUAUCUACACUCCCUUCAGAUUGCCCACUUUGAUCUUAAGCCCGAAAACAUAAUGCUUUUGGAUAGAAAUGUCCCCAAGCCUCGGAUCAAGAUCAUUGACUUUGGAUUGGCCCAUAAAAUUGACUUUGGAAAUGAAUUCAAAAAUAUAUUUGGGACACCAGAAUUUGUUGCUCCUGAGAUAGUCAACUAUGAACCUCUUGGUCUUGAGGCAGAUAUGUGGAGUAUUGGGGUAAUAACCUAUAUUCUCCUCAGUGGGGCCUCCCCCUUUCUCGGAGACACUAAGCAAGAAACAUUAGCGAACGUAUCUGCUGUCAACUACGAAUUUGAGGAAGAGUACUUCAGUAAUACGAGUGCCCUAGCCAAAGAUUUCAUAAGAAGACUCCUCGUCAAGGAUCCAAAGAAGAGAAUGACAAUUCAAGAUAGUUUGCAGCAUCCCUGGAUCAAGCCUAAAGAUACCCAACAAGCACUUAGUAGAAAAGCAUCAGCAGUAAACAUGGAGAAAUUCAAGAAGUUCGCAGCCCGGAAAAAAUGGAAACAAUCUGUUCGCUUGAUAUCACUGUGCCAAAGAUUAUCCAGGUCAUUCUUGUCCAGAAGUAACAUGAGUGUUGCCAGAAGCGAUGAUACUCUGGAUGAGGAAGACUCCUUUGUGAUGAAAGCUAUCAUCCAUGCCAUCAACGAUGACAAUGUCCCCGGCCUGCAGCACCUCCUGGGCUCCUUGUCCAGCUACGACGUUAACCAGCCCAACAAGCAUGGGACUCCUCCGUUACUUAUUGCUGCUGGCUGUGGGAAUAUUCAAAUACUACAGUUGCUCAUUAAGAGAGGCUCAAGAAUUGACAUCCAGGAUAAGGGUGGAUCCAAUGCCAUCUACUGGGCCUCUCGGCAUGGCCACGUGGAUACCUUGAAAUUUCUCAAUGAGAACAAAUGCCCUCUGGACGUUAAAGACAAGUCUGGAGAGACAGCCCUUCAUGUGGCAGCUCGCUACGGCCACGCUGACGUGGUUCAGUUACUGUGCAGCUUCGGCUCGAAUCCCAACUUCCAGGACAAGGAAGAAGAAACACCCCUUCACUCUGCUGCCUGGCAUGGCUAUUACUCUGUGGCCAAAGCCCUUUGUGAAGCCGGCUGCAACGUCAACAUGAAGAACAGAGAAGGCGAGACCCCCCUCCUGACAGCCUCUGCCAGGGGCUACCAAGACAUCGUGGAGUGUCUGGCUGAGCAUGGAGCCGACCUUAAUGCAUCCGACAAGGAUGGACACAUUGCUCUACAUCUUGCCGUGAGACGAUGUCAAAUGGAGGUCAUCCAGACUCUCAUCAGCCAGGGCUGUUCUGUCGAUUUCCAAGACAGGCAUGGCAACACCCCCCUCCAUGUGGCCUGUAAAGAUGGCAACGUGCCGAUUGUAGUGGCCCUCUGUGAAGCCAACUGCAAUUUGGAUCUCUCCAACAAGUAUGGACGGACGCCUCUGCACCUUGCCGCCAACAACGGGAUUCUGGACGUGGUCCGCUACCUGUGUCUGAUGGGCGCCAAUGUGGAAGCGCUGACCUCGGAUGGAAAGACAGCAGAAGAUCUUGCAAAAUCGGAACAGCAUGAACAUGUAGCUGGUCUCCUCACAAGACUCCGAAAGGACACGCACCGAGGACUCUUCAUCCAGCAGCUGCGACCCACACAGAACCUGCAGCCGAGAAUCAAGCUGAAGCUGUUCGGCCACUCGGGGUCUGGGAAGACCACUCUGGUGGAAUCUCUCAAGUGCGGGCUGCUGAGGAGUUUCUUCCGAAGACGCCGGCCCCGGCUCUCCUCCACCAACUCUGCCCGGUUCCCACCCUCGCCCCUGGCCUCCAAGCCGGCAGUGUCCGUGAGUAUCAACAACCUGUACCCCGGCUGUGAGAACGUGAGCGUCAGGAGCCGCAGCAUGAUGUUCGAGCCGGGCCUCACCAAGGGGGUGCUGGAGGUGUUCGGGGCCCCGUCCCACCACCCGCACUGCGCCACGGACGACCAGUCCACCAAGGCAAUCGACAUCCAGAAUGCCUAUUUGAACGGCAUUGGUGACUUCAGUGUAUGGGAGUUCUCUGGAAAUCCUGUCUACUUCUGCUGUUAUGACUAUUUUGCUGCAAACGAUCCCACGUCCAUCCAUGUCAUCGUUUUCAGUCUAGAAGAGCCCUAUGAGAUUCAGCUGAAUCAAGUGAUUUUCUGGCUUAGUUUCCUGAAGUCUCUUGUCCCAGUGGAAGAACCAAUAGCCUUUGGCGGCAAGCUGAAGAACCCACUCCGAGUUGUCGUGGUGGCCACCCAUGCUGACAUCGUGAACCUUCCUCGUCCAGCUGGAGGCGAGUUUGGAUAUGACAAAGAUACCUCGUUGCUGAAAGAGAUCAGGAACAGGUUUGGGAACGAUCUUCACAUUUCAAAUAAGCUCUUUGUUCUGGAUGCCGGGGCUUCUGGGUCUAAGGACAUGAAGGUACUUCGAAAUCACCUGCAAGAAAUACGGAGCCAGAUUGUUUCGGUCUGCCCUCCAAUGACUCACCUAUGUGAAAAGAUCAUCUCCACUUUGCCCUCCUGGAGGAAGCUUAACGGCCCCAACCAGCUGAUGUCACUGCAGCAGUUCGUGUAUGAUGUACAGGACCAGUUGAACCCCCUGGCCAGCGAGGGGGACCUCCGGCGCAUCGCCCAGCAGCUCCACAGUGCUGGCGAGAUCAACAUCAUGCAGAGCGAAACUGUCCAGGACGUACUGCUCCUGGAUCCCCGCUGGCUGUGCACCAAUGUUCUGGGGAAGCUGCUCUCGGUGGAGACCCCACGGGCCCUGCACCAUUACCGCGGCCGCUACACCACGGAGGACGUCCAGCGCCUGGUGCCCGACAGCGACGUGGAGGAGCUGCUGCAGAUCCUGGAUGCCAUGGACAUCUGCGCGCGGGACCUGAGCAGCGGGACCAUGGUGGACAUCCCCGCCCUGAUCAAGACUGACAACCUGCACCGCUCCUGGACGGACGAGGAGGACGAGGUGCGGGUCUACGGCGGCGUGCGUGUCGUCCCGGUGGAGCACCUCACCCCCUUCCCGUGUGGCAUCUUCCACAAGGUGCAGGUGAACCUGUGCCGGUGGAUCCACCAGCAGAGCGCGGAGGGAGACGCGGACAUUCGCCUGUGGGUGAACGGCUGCAAGAUCGCCAACCGCGGGGCCGAGCUGCUGGUGCUCCUGGUCAACCACGGCCAGGGCAUAGAGGUGCAGGCGCGCGGGCUGGAGACGGAGAAGGUCAAGUGCUGCUUCUUGCUGGACUCGGUAUGCAGCACCGUCGAGAGCGUCAUGGCUGCCACGCUGCCCGGGCUGCUGACGGUGAAGCACUACCUGAGCCCCCAGCAGCUGCGAGAGCACCACGAGCCCGUCAUGGUCUACCAGCCACGGGAUUUCUUCCGGGCGCAGACCCUCAAGGAGACCUCGCUGACCAACACCAUGGGCGGCUACAAGGAGAGCUUCAGCAGCAUCAUGUGCUUCGGCUGUCACGAUGUCUACUCGCAGGCCAGCCUGGGCAUGGACAUCCACGCGUCAGAUCUGAGCCUCCUGACCCGGAGGAAACUCAGCCGACUGCUGGACCCACCCGACCCCAUGGGGAAGGACUGGUGCCUCCUUGCCAUGAACUUGGGCCUCCCUGACCUUGUGGCCAAGUACAACACCAAUCACGGGUCUCCCAAGGAGUUCGUCCCGAGCCCAGCCCACGCCCUGCUCCGGGAAUGGACUUCCUACCCCGAGAGCACUGUCGGCAUCCUCAUGUCCAAACUGCGGGAGCUGGGGCGUCGGGACGCAGCGGACUUCCUGCUGAAGGCGUCCUCUGUGUUCAAAAUCAACCUCGACGGCAACGGCCAGGAGGCCUACGCCUCAAGCUGCAACAGUGGCGCAUCUCACAAUUCCAUUAGCUCGGUCGUGUCCCGGUGA
Molecule: messenger RNA, 4293 nt
Organism: Rangifer tarandus platyrhynchus (Svalbard reindeer)
Lineage: Eukaryota; Metazoa; Chordata; Mammalia; Artiodactyla; Cervidae
Source: the annotation of a GenBank genome assembly